Messenger RNA from Nothobranchius furzeri (turquoise killifish), 1177 nucleotides. It is a transcript of the gene mcrip1, whose product is annotated as MAPK regulated corepressor interacting protein 1. The record is from RefSeq and is a predicted model, not a curated record. NCBI's taxonomy places the organism in Eukaryota, Metazoa, Chordata, Actinopteri, Cyprinodontiformes, Nothobranchiidae.
AAUGAGACGGACUUUUUAUCUCUUCCGCGUGCUUCCCGGAAGUGAUUGGUUGGCGUUGGCAACGUUUUAGCAGUUCUAACGGCGUUUUCUGUCUCUGAAUACAGACAUUAAGGAGAAUAAUUCCCCAAAGGACUUGUGAACAUUUUCACCCUUUGAAUCCACUCACCACAAAGGAGCAAGGAGCCAGUACAGGCUGCAAACAGAAUGACCAGCUCAUCUGCUCCAAGGAUGGUGAAUAGUUACAAGAGGACUUCCAGCCCAAGAUCGCCAACUAACAGUGGGGAGCUUUUUACCCCAGCACAUGAGGAAAAUGUGCGCUUUAUACAUGAUACCUGGCAGUGCGUACUCAGAGACAUCAGAUCAACACAGAAUAGUGAACGGAACGACCGUGGACCACAGGAGUACGUGGACAAGAACCCCAACCCUAACCUACAUUCCUUCACACCAGUGGACCUGAGUGAUCUCAAAAGGCGUGUUGCCUUUUUGGACUCCAAGAAAUCCUAGUGCUUCCUGUGAUGUUCUCAUUGCUUUUUUCCAUCCAUUAUCCUGAAGAACUUUUCAUUUCUCAGCCCUCUGACAGCCAACGCUGUUGGCUCAUGUAACAGAAACAAGUCUCAUUUCUAUACUAUGGACCAUAGAAACUCAUGUCUUUUUUUUGUUUGGUUUUACCCUCGACGACCGACAAAGAAGAAAAGCAAACACACUUGAAUUUCCAGGGGCACAAACCUUCCCCUCCCGCUCUGUUUUUCAUGUUUUCCCUUACAAAUUCUGAAUAUUUACCGCCCUAAUGUGGAUGGGUCCGAUUCAAGUGUGCAUCAGAAUUCGCAGACAUCUGAUGCUGAGGCUCAAACUAAAGCCCGACGGGACACAAAAGUCUUAAAUAUAGUAGUACCUGCUGCUUAAAUAACUUUUGGAGGCAAUUGUAAAAGAGCUGACUUGUGUUUUGGGUUCAGAAAGUAGAUCGAUAAAUCGAUAAACGCUAGAAGUAACUGAACAUCGGACACGCUUUAUGGGAAGCUUUUGAAAGCCAAAAUACUAAAUAGAAGGCCAACAUUUUUAUUAAACAAUUUGUUGCCCGUUGUGGACUUUAUUAUCUAGAAUGCAAGGAUGCAGUCGUUGGUUGACCCUUCUCCUCUAAGCCUUGACACAAAAUAUUGAAUAAAAGACUUUUACAGUA